Molecule: messenger RNA, 1511 nt
Organism: Fopius arisanus
Lineage: Eukaryota; Metazoa; Arthropoda; Insecta; Hymenoptera; Braconidae
Product: cytoplasmic dynein 2 light intermediate chain 1
Exons: 6
Coding region: 282-1316 (344 amino acids)
Biological process (GO): intraciliary retrograde transport; intraciliary transport involved in cilium assembly
Cellular component (GO): ciliary basal body; axoneme; cytoplasmic dynein complex
Molecular function (GO): dynein heavy chain binding
Source: RefSeq, a predicted model, not a curated record
AAUCAAUGCGCAGAAAAUUUAGAGAUACAAGCCAUUUUAAUGAACACGAAUCAAUUAAAUUUUUUCGCUGGUGAAUUUCAUUAGUUCUAGUAUUAAUGUUGCGCAAGAAAUAUGAAUAUUCUGCCAGUGAUUAUAUUAAAAUGCAAGAGACACGAGUCAAGUUUUGGAAUGAAAAAUACCGCAGUCUCCCUGGACGUGUUUCCCUAGCAACGAGAAAUGCAUACAAAACUAUAACCUGAGUUAAUUCUCAUGGAUAAACGUUAAUUAGUAAAUUUUCGACAAUGAAAAGUGACAAUGUGGAAAAUAUGCGAGGCGCAGCGGUAAAAAUGUCAAUUGAUGAGGAGAGGAAGAAAAAAAAUGAUAUGGAAGAAUCCCGGGAGCGUUCCAUCAUUAUUAUUGGAAGUAAAAGAGUUGGAAAAACAACAAUGGUCUAUAGAUUUCUGGAGAAAGAUGAGACUGCCAAGCCGACAAUUGCUAUGGAUUACUCAUAUGGAAGAAAAGCUGGCAAGAGUUUGAUGCGAGACAUUGUUCACAUAUGGGAAAUUGGUCAUCUCACAUCAUCCCUAAUAUCGGCGGCAGUGACUGGGGCUUCACUGACGCAUUCUCCUCAUCACAUUACCCUUAUGGUGAUCCUUGACCUGACUUCUCCAAGUACCCUAUGGUCAACCCUCGAGGAAAGUUUGGCAGCUGCUAGGAGUGCUAUGAAAAUGAGUUUAACUCAACAAAUUAUCGAGGAAAUGAAGCAACGGCGGAUUAAGGAGUUUCACAAUUACACAGAGAAACAGAUUGAUCUAUUUCCAAUGAAACUCUGCAUUGUCGGUGGAAAGUACGAUGAGUUUAAGGAUUACGACUUGGGAAAGAAGCAAAUGAUUGGAAAAACUCUCAGAGCGGUUGCUUGCAAUCUUGGGGCUGAUCUUCAGUAUUAUUCGUCCAAGGAUAGCGGACUUGUUAGGAAGAUGAAGGAUUUACUCAGCUGGCAUGGAUUUUCUAAUCAUCCAAUGAAAGGGAUUUGUAGUGAUUUAGAUAAGGCCCUGUUGAUUCCGGCAGGAACCGAUUCAUUCACUGCAAUAGAUUUGAAAUAUUCGGCGACACACUCAACCUCAAUCUUAGAGACAAUCAAGCAGGGCUAUCUGGUCGAAUUCCCUACGAGGGUGGGAGACAGCGAUGUAGACCUUGAGGAUCCAGCUAAUGAUCCAAACUUCAACGAGGCCAUAAUCGAUCGGCUAAAGUCACAGAGAGAAGAGGAAAUUGCUGUAAACCUCCGAGAUAUAAUGGAAGGUCGUUCUCCAAAAAUAAUAAUACCUGAUCCUUAUUAACACCGAUGAAACAAUAAUAAUUCAUGCAAUAUGUAAUGCAUUUGUUGAUACUAUGAAAAAUAGAAUAAAUUGGAGAAAUGAAAAAAAAUGAUUGUAGUAAGUAAACGGGAAAUAACGGUUGUCACCUUGUCCAAUGUGUUGUCACUUGUGGGGAUAUUGUCCAGCGGAAUUGAGUGGUGAUAAAAUAUUGAGGGU